Messenger RNA from Venturia canescens, 5758 nucleotides. RefSeq names its product cadherin-23-like. The record is from RefSeq and is a predicted model, not a curated record. Gene Ontology annotation, cellular component: plasma membrane. Gene Ontology annotation, biological process: homophilic cell-cell adhesion. The transcript has 32 exons. Bases 572 to 5512 code for a protein of 1646 amino acids. Gene Ontology annotation, molecular function: calcium ion binding. Lineage: Eukaryota; Metazoa; Arthropoda; Insecta; Hymenoptera; Ichneumonidae.
AUAAGACUUUCGUCCGCAGCAAUAGUUUGCUGGUUAGUUCGAUUGCGUUGUAACAAAGUGAAAUAAAGUGCAUUAGACUUUCGUUGAAGAGCAAAUACGAGCGCGCAUCCCUCGAGUUCAAUCGUCCGUGGCAGAUUUUUGUUAGUUUUGCAAGCAAAGGUACAUCGUGUGCUCGCUGAUAACUUUCUAUUUUCAAUACUGCGACCGCGGAAAGUUUUCAUUUGCAAAGAACUUCGGAUUCAACGAGAUACGGGGCAAAAAACGUGGUAAACUCGCAAGAGAUGACCUCGAAAAAGCACGAUGCUGAGUAGUGAAGGGGGUUAACGACAGUGCUUGCACAAAGGUCAAAACGAGACUGUCUCUAGCUUGAUAAGGCCACCAAUAACUCCCAUACUGCUAUACGUGAGAAAAACAAUUAUUUCAUAGUGUAUAUACUCGAUCAAAUUAUUCGCGAGCCCGUGCAAUUGUCGAAGAAUCAUUGUUAAUAGGAUUUGAAGGAUUCGUGUUCCAGCGACUAGCAGCCUUCUCAAAUUGCUGCGCAGCAUUUGGAAGCAAAUUCCCCGGAGCUGAAAUGGCGUUUCCUCUUAAAAUUGCUCUAUUGAUGGUGUACCUAUCGGUACCAAUGAAAACCGUCCGUGGUGAUUCAGCAUCCUAUUCUAUCGUCGCUCCUGAUCCGAAAGACGAGGCCGUACAAUUCAAUUUUGACGCGGCUAAAAAACGUGCAGACAUUGAACUCGACGAAGAACUCGACCAUCCGGUUUGCGUUGCUGUACUCAAUUACACCGAUGUUACAGCUCCCGAGAUCGGUGCGUUUAAGGAUGACAAAAGUAACUACGUCCUGGGUGCUGAGUUCAAGCAGGACAACGCCACAAAACGUUGGUCUCUUUGGAUAAACAAUAAACAAGAUUAUGAGCAAGAGGAGAUGCGGGAGUACUUGGUUCCUGUAUACGUGUCAAACCAGCCGUUCCUCAUAGCUCUUCACAUACAAAACAUCGAUGACAAUCCACCAGUCAUACAGGCAGUUGAGAAAAAUUGUAAAAUUAAGGAAAAUUUCAAAGGCCCAUCGAAUUGCAGCUACAUAAUUAAGGAUGCGGACGGAUCCAUUGAUCAAGUUAAAAUCACUUUGAGUCCAGAAUCAGAGAGAAAAUAUUUUCAACUCAUACCCUCGGCCGAUGAAAAGUCAAAUUACGAACUAAAAGCAGUUCUUCACGUGAAUGAAAGCCUUGACUUUGAAACCACGUCAAUUCACAUGCUGGAAAUUCAAGCGAUUGACACCGGUGGACAUAAAGGGACUCUCGACGUAGUCGUGUCAGUGAUUGAUGUAGCUGACCAGCCACCAGUUUGGACGCGGAUAAUUCCUGUCGUAUACAUGUCAGAAAAAUCGAUUCACCGUUUCAACGUAUCGGCAAUAGAUGGAGACUUCCAGAUCAACGCGGUGAUCAAUUACGCGAUUACAAUUUCCGAGGAGGGUGACGAGAAUUUGUUUGUGGUAGACAAGGAGACUGGCGUUAUCACGAUCCACGAAAUAGAUCGGGAUAAAAGAAAGCAAGAGAUUUUUCACUUCCUCAUAACUGCUUACGAAAAAAUGGAUCCUCCCUCAAAUAUAAGUCAAAAUAUUUUUGUCAUUCUCGAAGAUUUGAACGAUCAUUCGCCUGAGAUUACACCCGACAGUCUGAACAUUACGAUUGAUGAGGAAACAUACAGAACACUCGAGUUUAAUCAACCGAUCGAAAUCCAAGAUCCAGAUUUGGCAGAAAAUGCUCAGUUUUCUGUGAGUCUGGUAGACACCUCGAAGCACAAUUGGAGCUCGGCGUUCGCUGUAUUACCCACCACGGGUUAUCAGAAAGGAGUAUUCACUAUUUCUGUCAGCAAUGCCUCCCUUCUCGAUUACGAGAACCCGGACUGGCAAAACAUCAGGAUACAGCUGCGAGCAACCGAGCAAAAAAAUACUACUCACGUGGGCAUGAAGGACAUUUACAUCAGUCUGCAUAAUUUGAACGAUGAAUUGCCAAUAUUCGAUAAAAAUUCUCCCUCGAGUGUCAACGUAUCCGAAGAUGUUCAGGAACAUGCCCUUGUAGCCAAGGUCCAUGCUACUGAUCGUGAUAUCGACGACAAUGUCACACACUCCUUAGUGGGUCAGGGAUCCUUAACGAUAGACGAAAAAACGGGCGAAAUUUUUACGAAGGCAGAUGCUUUGGAUUAUGAAUCUAUGCCGACAGUUAUUGUGCAGAUCGUCGCAACAGAUCUGGCUCUUCACAAAACUUAUACAGUCUUAACAAUCAAUGUCGAAGACGUUAAUGAUGUACCACCAAAGCUGUCCUUGCCGAAGGAAAGUCCGACGCUUGAGGAGGAAGUGAAAAUCGGAACUAUAGUCAAUGCAACAAUAAGCGCAACGGAUAUCGAUACAGAUCCGGAAUUGAAAUUUAGUAUCGAUUGGGCGAAUUCGAGAGCCCAGAAAGGAAGCGUCGACGUCAACGAAUCUUAUUACCGCGGGCGUUUGGAAAUCCUGACGAAGGAAAUCAGCAAAAAUCAGGUCGAGGGUACUUUGAACGUCGCCGGACGAAUCGAUUACGAGAAUUUUGACGUCAUAUUCCUCAACAUUUCCGUAACAGAUAAGAAAACCAAACACAACGAGAAUACGACUUCUGCUCUGUUGACUCUGUACAUCAAAGAUAUCAACGACAAUGCCCCGGUAUUUAUAAACCCUGUGAAUCUAAUGGAUGUCAAUGAAAACCAAGUUAAAAACCUGACGAUUGGAAUCCUAACUGCAACGGAUGCUGAUGGGCCUCAAUUCAACAAAGUCUCGUAUUCCAUAAAGCCAAUGAACAAUACGAAAGAUGGCCUCGUGUUCAUCGACGGCGGAACUGGUAUGAUCAAAGUCGACAAGGACAAAGGAAUUGACGCCGAGGAGUAUGAAUACUUGUAUUAUAUCGUAACAGCAACAGAUGGUUAUCUAAAGACGCCGAUAAAUGUAUCGAUUUACGUGAAUGAUUUGAAUGACGUGGUGCCCGAAUUAUGCGAUGAAAAAUUCAAUUCAACGUUGUAUAUACCUGAAAAAACAGAUAAUGGAAAAUUUAUUGUGAAAAUUGAGGGCAAGGAUUACGAUAGAGAAUCACCUUUCAACAAUAUAUCGUACCUCAUAAACGAAAAUUAUUCUGCACCAAUGGAGUACUUCGGUAUAGGAAGAUUCGACGGUAGAAUAACGGUCAAUCUCACUGAUGGAUUCAUCCUCGAUCGUGAUCGUGGUCCCUCCGAGUUCACGUUGAAUUUAAAACUUCGUGACAAUUACAUUCAGGACGGCACGACGUGGAAUACCAAUUCAAUUGACACCGCGGUGAAAAUCAUUCUCACGGACAUCAACGACAAAGAGCCAGUUCUUCCGGACUUGGGUGACCCGGCGUCAAGUGUGUCCGAAAAUACGGACAAGGAUCGCGUGGUGCUCCGAGUUGUGGCUGACGAUCAGGAUGACCCGAAGACGAAUAACACGAAAGUAUCUUACGCGAUAAAAAACAUUACUUCGGCUAACGGAAACUACGUCAGGGACGAAAGUUGUAAAGCUCUCUUUGACGUUCGAACGGUGGAAGAGUCCAUCGCUGAAAUAUUCACGACUUGCCAUCUCAGAGGCUAUUACGGGCGCUGGAUUAUUGAACUUUAUGCCGAAGAUCGAGGCACGGAACCCCACGGACCACUGAAUUAUACGAGAAACUACGUCAUCGAUGUCACCGAUUUCAAUUACGACCAACCUCAAAUACUGUUUCCAAACACCACAAAAAUACCACUCAGAAAGGACCAAACACCGCAUGCACCAUUAAGAACGUACGACAACACUUUGCUCAAUGACUUUCGUGCGGAUGACAAAGACCAUGGAGAUAGCGGACUAGUCACAUUUUCAUUAAGAAGCGCAACUGGGGACCAUGAAAAGUUCGAGAUCAGACCAAUCAGUAAAAACGUAGCCCAGUUACGUCAAGCACAAGCGCUAUAUCCCAAUGGGACGAAGUACAUCUACGAGUUGACAAUAGUGGCCAAAGAUGGUGGAAAUCCUCCGUUCAACACGACACGGGACAUUCAGCUAAUGUAUGCCGUCAAAUCUGGUCCGAGCUUCGAAAACAACACUUUAACAAUGUCAAUUAAAGAGAAUAAAACGGGACUUGACUAUCGUCAAAAAAUCCCUGAAGCCAGUGACAUGAUCGGUGAACACAUCUUGCCAGUUUAUUACUUCUUCAUGACUAGUGAUGACACUAAGUACUUUGCAUUGAAUAAAUCAUCUCGUGAGUUCACUCUGAAAGAAGAACUCGAUCGUGAAAAACAGGACAGAAUGAUAAUCCACGUGGUUGCUACGCCAUACGAGGAUGUACCACCAACAAAUCCGCUGCCCGAAUCAGUUUUGGAGAUCACCAUCAUCGUACUCGAUGUGAAUGACGAAGCGCCAGUUUUUAACAACAAAAGUUAUAGAGCUGGUGUUGCGAUGGAAGACGAACGCGAUAAGCUUCUUCUUGCUGUGGAGGCUGUGGAUGCUGACCUGGACGAUAAAUUAACUUACAACAUAAUUCCGAAUAGUACAACGAUUUCCAAUCCCACGCUAAAUGGAGUCAAAGAUCCUUUCUCGUUGAAUACUGAGACCGGAAACUUGGUUCUGAAAUUCAAAGUGACUGAUGAAAUGCGAGGAUUCUUCGCUUUCAAUAUCAGUGUUCAUGACGCGGUGAAUCAUACAGAUACAACGGCUGUUUGGGUUCACAUCGCUCCGCAAACCUACCGAAUCGUCUUUACAUUCAACAAUUUAAGGCGUAAAGUUGAACAAGAAAAGACAUUCGUAAUCGCAACGUUCACCAAAACAUUUGGAUAUUUGUGCGUCAUCGAUGACAUCAAAAAUACGCUCCAGACGAACAAGCAGGUUAAUGACAAUGUAACAGCUGUCACGACCCACUUUGUAGACUCCAAGGACCAGGAGCUCGUUCAAUAUGAUACAAUUAUUCGGUUAUCCAGCGAAGCCCAGACUAUUAGUAAUCUCAAAGCCAUUUUUCUCGCGAAUCAACUCGAACUUUUGGACGUACCUAUCAGUGGCUCCACCGACGCGAACAAUGAAACAGAAAUAGUUCACUGGCUCCUCGUUAGCUUGACAAUUUUCUUCUUUUCGUGUAGUAUCACGCUCCUCGCUGUGUUUAUUAUCAAAACGAAGAGAUUGAACCAACGGCUCGACAAACUCGCGAUCACGCGAUACGGGUCCCAGGAGUCAGAUUUGGACCGCAUCGGAAAAGUUCCAACGACCAAUCAAUUUGCUGCAGCGGGAUCGAAUCCUAUGUGGAAAACAGAAAAAUCGUUCGGUGAUAAUUUGAGUCAAGGUAGCGGUGGCUCCGAUUUGAUUGGAAUUGAAGAUAAUCCGGACUUCGGUUAUGUAAACGGUGCAAUCAUGAGCCAGGAAAAGUGGCAAAAUAGUAACGAGAGACACGGAUAUCCUGUUUUUUCGAGCCAUGAAUUCAACACCAAUAAUCAACAUCAAGAAGCAUCAAUCUAAAAAAACUUGGCAAUGGUCCACAUUCGGGAGGUUAAAAAAAUUCUGAAUUAUACGCCUUUGAAUUUUACACCGAAUUUCAUCAAACACGAAUGGGUUAUUGCAAAAUUUCAACUCUCAAGAAAUCAGUAUUUAUGCGAAGUCGAGCACUUUGCCUUGAGCCAUUGUAAAGAAAUAAUUUAUUGUAAAUGAAUUAAUGACUUUUGUUAUUAUAAGUAACUUAUUAAAAAUAUUAUUUAUAAAUCGUUA